AUGAAGAGCUUGUCAGGAUUAUUACUAGAUAAUUCUUUAAAAGAUUUUGAUAAUGAAUGUUUAGUAUUUGCAGAACUAUUAUUGGAAUCUCAAGCAUUCAUUCGAGAGGUUGAAGAACCUUACAGUGUUAGUUUAAGAGACGUAAAGAGAGCAAUUACACUUGUGAAGUUUUUUGCAGGAAGUUUACAAAAUCGACCACAAUUGUACUCUAUGAGUAAAACGUUUAAUCGCAAAAAAAUUAACGUUGAUGAGAAG
This is a messenger RNA of Ambispora leptoticha, 255 nucleotides long. NCBI's taxonomy places the organism in Eukaryota, Fungi, Glomeromycota, Glomeromycetes, Archaeosporales, Ambisporaceae. The record is from the annotation of a GenBank genome assembly.